UCCGCGGGGGUGGGCGGCCUCGCCUGGAAGGCGCCCCGGCGAUUGGCGACUCGGGGAGGAGACGCGAGGAAAAGUCGAAUAAGAGGGCGCGACGUCAGACCUGAGAUUUAGGGAAGGGCGAGGGAGGGGUGGAAGGGCGGGGACGGACAAACAGACUGGGACACACACCCCCCGCGCAGCGCCCUAAAUGUCCACAACUUUAGGCCGCCCGAACCCAGGGCGCAGAGGACAGGAAGGUGGAAGAAAGAGUACUGUGAGUCAAGAGAGGGCUUGGAAAGAGGCGUGAGAGAAGAAAAAGUGAAGAGGACAAAAAAGAGGACAAAAGGCAAUAGUGAGAAAAGGGGGAAAGAAGAAAAAAAGGAGAGUUUCCUAGUGUCCAGGACAGGGACAGCGCCCGAGAAGCGGAAGCGAUUCUGGGGGGAAAGAGAGACGCAGCGAGGGGAGGGGAGAGGAAGGGAGAGGAGGGGGCGUGAAAAGUAGAGGAGGCGAGAGGAAGCGAGGCGCGACACUGCUCAGGGAGAGGAGGGCAGUGCGGAGCGCGGCGCUGGCACAGGCCGUCCGGCUGCGGAGAGGAGGGAGCGCGGCGCAGAGAGGAGGGGCUUGCGGCCCCGUGGAAAUGUCAAUCAGAGCCCGGAGCCCGGGGAAUCUCCGCCAAUCUGUUCGGACCUGACCUGGCUCCUCGCCGCCGCCACCGCCGCCGCGGAGCAGAUCAAUAGGCGAACGCGGAAAGCAGCGCAGCGCGGGAGGCAGCGCGGCCCAAGCUCGGCCCAGCCCCCGAUGCGCGCCGGAGCCCGCGGGCGGCGCUGAGUAGGGCGGCCCCGGGGGCCGGGCCCCCUCUCCGUCGGUGCCCCGCGGGCCACCAUGUCCUUCCCCCAGCUCGGAUACCAGUACAUCCGCCCGCUCUACCCGCCUGAGCGCCCUGCAGGCGGGGGCGGCAGCGCGGGGGCCCGCGGCGGCCCGGGAGCCGGAGCCUCGGAGCUGGCGGCCUCCGGGUCCCUUUCCAACGUGCUCUCGUCCGUGUACGGGGCGCCCUACGCCGCGGCCGCAGCGGCGGCGGCUGCUGCCCAAGGCUACGGCGCCUUCCUGCCCUACGCCGCGGAGCUGCCCAUCUUUCCGCAGCUGGGCGCGCAGUAUGAGCUGAAAGACAGCCCCGGGGUGCAGCAUCCGGCCGCGGCCACCGCGUUUCCGCACCCGCACCCGGCCUUCUACCCCUAUGGCCAGUACCAGUUCGGCGACCCGUCCCGUCCCAAGAACGCCACCCGGGAGAGCACCAGCACGCUCAAGGCCUGGCUCAACGAGCACCGCAAGAACCCCUACCCCACGAAGGGCGAGAAGAUCAUGCUGGCCAUCAUCACCAAGAUGACCCUCACCCAGGUGUCCACCUGGUUCGCCAACGCGCGCCGGCGCCUCAAGAAGGAGAACAAGAUGACGUGGGCGCCCCGCAGCCGCACCGACGAGGAGGGCAAUGCUUAUGGGAGCGAGAGGGAGGAGGAAGACGAGGAGGAGGACGAGGAGGAUGGCAAACGCGAGCUGGAGCUGGAGGAGGAGCUCGCGGGGGAGGAGGAGGACACGGGGGGCGAGGGCCUGGCAGACGACGACGAGGACGAGGAGAUCGAUUUGGAAAAUUUGGAUGGCGCGACUGCCGGACCUGAGAUGGCCUUGUCUGGGGCUACGAGGAGGGACGGCGACCUCGGCUUGGGACCCGUUUCGGACUCCAAAAAUAGCGACUCUGAAGACAGCUCCGAGGGCUUGGAGGAGCGGCCGCUGCCUGUCCUGAGUCUGGCCCCAGCCCCACCGCCAGUAGCCGCGGCUCCGCCGUCUCCGCCCUCGCCUCCCCCUGGCUUGGACCCCUGCGUUCCAGCACCAGCUCCUUCCUCCACCCUGCAAAAACCCAAAAUCUGGUCCCUGGCCGAGACGGCCACGAGCCCAGACAACCCGCGCCGCUCGCCUCCCGGCGCAGGGGGCUCUCCUCCCGGGGCCGCCGUCGCGCCCCCCGCCCUGCAGCUCUCUCCGGCCGUCGCUGCCGCUGCGGCUCACAGACUCGUCUCCGCGCCGCUGGGCAAAUUCCCCGCUUGGACCAACCGGCCGUUCCCAGGUCCGCCGCCUGGCCCGCGCCCGCACCCGCUCUCCCUGCUUGGUUCGGCCCCUCAGCACCUGCUGGGACUUCCCGGAGCUGCGGGCCACCCGGCGGCAGCCGCCUACACUCGACCCUCGGAGCCCGAGGGCGGAACAGAUCGCUGUAGUGCCUUGGAAGUGGAGAAAAAGUUACUCAAGACAGCUUUCCAGCCCGUGCCCAGGCGGGCCCAGAACCACCUGGACGCUGCUCUGGUCUUAUCGGCUCUCUCCUCAUCCUAGUUUGUUUUUUAAAAAAACAAUUUUUAAAUUGUUGUAAUAAUUGUAACAAACAAACAAAACAAACAAACCAAAUUCCUCUGUAUAGUUAACGACUUGUAAGCAUGUCCGUGUAUGAAUACCUAAAAGGAGAAGUUAAAGAGAAAGAAAAAGAAAUAAAACCAGUCCCCCUCAGACCUCCCCAAGUUGCUUCUGUGGCAUCCCACAUUCGCAGCGAUUGUGAGGUGUGUUUGUUCAGUUGAUGGGGGGGUUCAGUGAGAAUAAGCAUAUCUGACAUUUUUGUAUAUACAGAUAAAUGUACAUAUGUGUGAACCAAAUUGUACAAGAAAGUAUCUAUUUUUGGCUAAAUAAAUGAGCUGUUGCCACUUUGACUAUA
This is a messenger RNA of Chinchilla lanigera (long-tailed chinchilla), 2728 nucleotides long. It is a transcript of the gene Irx3, whose product is annotated as iroquois homeobox 3. Gene Ontology annotation, biological process: cell development; neuron differentiation; regulation of transcription by RNA polymerase II. The coding region runs from base 862 to 2355 and encodes 497 amino acids. The transcript has 4 exons. Gene Ontology annotation, cellular component: nucleus. Gene Ontology annotation, molecular function: DNA-binding transcription factor activity, RNA polymerase II-specific; RNA polymerase II cis-regulatory region sequence-specific DNA binding. The record is from RefSeq and is a predicted model, not a curated record. Lineage: Eukaryota; Metazoa; Chordata; Mammalia; Rodentia; Chinchillidae.